This is a messenger RNA of Pseudo-nitzschia multistriata, 2075 nucleotides long. The record is from the annotation of a GenBank genome assembly. NCBI's taxonomy places the organism in Eukaryota, Bacillariophyta, Bacillariophyceae, Bacillariales, Bacillariaceae.
GAUAUAUUCUACCGCGCUCCAAAAGACGCACAGAAUUGACGUCCUAGGAAGUUGGCCGCCGCGUCAUGAAACCUAAAUUUACUCUCCUCCUUGGGCUCCCGUUCUGCAAUGGGUUUUCUUCCAGUAGUCCAAGGCUCGGUCGAUCGACGUCGAUAACAACGUUGGCCGACGGAAACAAAGAAUACGAUUUAGUCGGCAUCAAAACAAGUGCAACAUCGAACGCAACGGUAUCGGAAGUAGAGAGAGGAGAUCUCUUUUCCGUGACCCUCGAAAAGGGACGCCCGGAACCAAAAACAUUUCUGGCUACCUGGAAUCGAUUAUGGAUGGAUCCAAGGCCAGUAACGGUCUUGAUCCGAGAGGCUUUGAGCGGUAGCAGCGCAACACCAACAAUGGACGAGGGCAACGAAAAUGCAAUGUUGGACGCGGAUUCCACAAAACCCAAACAAAUUCCUUAUUGCAUUGUUAGCAACGAAUUCGUGAUCCAGAACAAACACCGGUUUCAGAUCUCCCUCUUUCCGAGGGGUCGCCUGGCGGCAGAAGCUUCGUCCACCAUCAAUGCCGACGAUUCCAAGAACGGAAACGCGGCUGCUUAUUUACAGUACAUCCCCAAUCAUCCCGGCGACGAAGUCGACGUUGGAUGGCAGCUCGAGCUGGUCGAUCGAGCCGCCCCGCACCCGGGGAAUGCGCUCGCCAUUUCGACAUCCGGGGGGCUUCCUUUGUCCAACACCACCUGGUCGGCGGCCAUGACGUUUUGCUCCGAACCGGAAGCCCUCGAGAGCUGUGGGCGGGCCGCCGAUUGGGGAUCCUCGGGUUGGAGCUCCGAGAGCGUCUGCAAAGUUUUGGUCGAGGGAAACCUUGAGGCAAGGGGAUCCAUAGUGGUGUAUGGCAGCCGUUCUGGAGAAACCAGCACCCGAUUCGGCGGUGCUCUCGGAGCGGCCCUCGUUUCGACUGCAGAUGCAGGAAAAGCUGGAAAGAGCUGCAACAAGAAAACUGAAAACCAGCAGUCCUUGCACGAGCGUUCUUUCAAGGUUGGAGAGGUGAUUGUUCCCAUGGCCAACCAUCCGCAACAAGAUAAGCUUGAAGACUCUUUUGUGACCGCCGGGACAGACUAUCGCAUAAUGACCAUGGCAUAUAAUGGGAAACCAAUUUUUUCAACCAACGAUGUUCCCCCGAAAGAACGCAAGAAUGUCCGGCUCGCGCUGCGACCCUGUGGAUGGAAAUUGCAGCAACAGCUGUGGAAUCAACAACAACAAAAACAACAGCAGGCGAAGCGAAAACCCAUGAAGACUGGAUCGCGGCCAGAUGCGCUGCCUUUGUGGCCCGUUGAGGUCCCCGCGGGUUGGUUAUCGACCUCGGCCCGAUCGCGAUUCAAUCCCUCGGCCUUUCUCCCAAGGCUGUCCGCAACCUUUCGGCGGGAUUCCAAAUCGGUUCUCUUAGGGGUGGCCUUGGCCCUUCUACCUCUUCCAGGGGCGCUUCUUGGCCGUAAUUAUGUGUCCCUGUAUGCUAUCCCUAGUGCCAGUAUGGAUCCUACACUCAUCAAGGGGGACGUCCUGCUCGUGGAAAAAUUCCCGGGGGUUGAUGGUCGGAUCAAGCGGGGCGAAAUAACGCUAUUUCGACCGCCCUCGGCUCUGGAGCAGAUAGCUGGAAAAGCCAUCAACAACGGUCGCAACGGUGCACCACCCCUCUUUGUCAAACGGGUGGUGGGAUUGCCCGGCGACAAGGACAUUGUCCUGGACAAACAGACCGGCGAGGUCACCCUGAAUGGCGAUCGAGCCGCCGUAGGCCCGGACCGGAGCCUUUGUGCCGACGAACCGCUCCGGCUCAUCGAUAGAUUCUUGGAAAGCGGCAAGGGAGCGGUUUUAGAGGAACUGGGAGAGGACGAGUUUUACGUCCUGGGAGACUGCAAGGCUGUUUCGAUCGAUUCACGUGUCUUUGGGGUCUUGCCCCGCGAAAAAAUAGAGGGACGGACCCUUGGGCGGAUCUGGCCUCUCGACCGAGUGACCUUUCGUCAGCUAUGAAUCGUGUUUCAUCAAAUGCAUUGCACUAUUCUGUAGCAAUAGAAAUUCAUAAAACAC